AUGGUACGCACCCAACUUUUAGCAUCUGCAAAAGACUAUACCCCCUCUUCCGGGGAAGGAAGAAAAGAUUUCCCAGGUAUAUUCCCACCUGCCCACGAACCACCUACUGAGUUGGGUACAUAUCGCCUCCUAUCUCCAAAUGCAGGAGUUCGAGUAUCGCCUCUGUGUCUUGGUGCGAUGUCACUAGGAGAUCAAUGGCAAGGGUUCAUGGGUAGUUCAUUGAACUACGAAGAGUCCGCCAAGUUUUUGGAUUAUUAUUAUGAGGCGGGAGGAAAUUUCGUUGAUACUGCUAAUUUCUAUCAAGAUGAGCAAUCCGAGAUGAUUGUUGGUGAAUGGAUGGAAUCCAGAGGUAUAAGAGAUGAGAUGGUUAUUGCUACCAAAUAUACAACCUACAACCUCGAUCGUAAGGAAGGUAGAUUCAAGGGUAUCGGAGCGAACUACGUCGGUAAUGCUAAAAAAUCCCUCCAUCUAAACGUUGAAGAUUCAUUGAAGAAGCUUCGUACCACCUACAUCGAUAUCUUAUACGUACAUUGGUGGGAUUACACCACCUCAAUCCCAGAGGUGAUGCAAUCCCUCAAUGAUCUAGUGAGAGAAAGGAAAGUUUUGUACCUUGGUAUCUCCGAUUGUCCAGCAUGGAUCGUCUCCGAAGCGAACUGUUACGCUCGUCAACAUGGUCUCGCUCAAUUCGUAGUCUAUCAAGGAUCUUGGAACCUCUGUAAAAGAGAUAUGGAAAGGGAUAUUAUUCCAAUGUGUCGUGCCAACGGAAUGAGUAUCGCACCCUAUGCUGUACUUGGUCAAGGACGAUUCAAGACUCCCGAAGAGAAUGAGAAACGUCGCAAAGAAGGUAAAUUCAGAGCCGGUAUGGAGCCGUCAGAAAAUGAGAUUAGAAUUUCCAAGGCAUUACAAGAGGUUGCUGAGGAGAUUGGGGGCGAUACCAGAUUGACUAGUGUUGCUCUGGCAUGGGCAAGACAAACUAUGGCUUAUUGUUAUCCGAUUGUGGGGGGUACGAGUAUCGAUUAUCUGAAAUCCAACAUUGAUGCUCUCAAAAUUCAGCUCAGUCCCGAACAGAUGAACAAGCUCAAUAAUGCCGCUCCGUUCGAUUGGGGAUUCCCAUACACCGGCUUCGGCAGGGAUCCGCACUACUUACCUGGUGGUGUUCCCAAUAAUGCAUUACUCAACACUGCCGCUCACCUCAAGUUUGUUGAGUAUCCAUAA
Kwoniella botswanensis is the source of this 1215-nucleotide messenger RNA. RefSeq lists its product as uncharacterized. The coding region runs from base 1 to 1215 and encodes 404 amino acids. The transcript is spliced from 11 exons. Lineage: Eukaryota; Fungi; Basidiomycota; Tremellomycetes; Tremellales; Cryptococcaceae. The record is from RefSeq and is a predicted model, not a curated record.